Molecule: messenger RNA, 2964 nt
Organism: Choloepus didactylus (southern two-toed sloth)
Lineage: Eukaryota; Metazoa; Chordata; Mammalia; Pilosa; Megalonychidae
Gene: MED15
Product: mediator complex subunit 15
Biological process (GO): regulation of DNA-templated transcription
Molecular function (GO): transcription coregulator activity
Source: RefSeq, a predicted model, not a curated record
AUGGACGUCUCGGGGCAGGAGACCGACUGGCGGAGCACCGCCUUCCGGCAGAAGCUGGUCAGUCAAAUCGAGGACGCCAUGAGGAAAGCCGGCGUGGCCCACAGUAAAUCCAGCAAGGACAUGGAGAGCCACGUGUUCCUGAAGGCCAAGACCCGGGAUGAAUACCUCUCUCUCGUGGCCAGGCUCAUUAUCCAUUUUCGAGACAUCCAUAACAAGAAAUCUCAAGCUUCCGUCAGUGAUCCCAUGAACGCCCUCCAGACCCUCACCGGCGGGCCCCCCGCGGGAGCGCCCGGCAUCGGCAUGGCUUCCCGGGGCCCGGGACAGCCCCUGGGCGGCAUGGGUGGCCUUGGCGCCAUGGGCCAGCCCAUGCCCCUCUCUGGGCAGCCACCCCCCGGAACCUCUGGCAUGGCCCCUCACGGCAUGGCGGUUGUGUCCACGGCAACCCCACAGACCCAGCUGCAGCUCCAGCAGGUGGCCCUGCAGCAGCAGCAGCAGCAGUUCCAGCAGCAGCAGCAGGUGGCGCUGCAGCAGCAGCAGCAGCAGCAGUUCCAGGCGCAGCAGAGCGCCAUGCAGCAGCAGUUCCAGGCCGUGGUGCAGCAGCAGCAGCAGCAGCUCCAGCAGCAGCAGCAGCAGCAGCAGCACCUGAUUAAAUUGCACCAUCAAAGCCAGCAGCAGAUACAGCAGCAGCAGCAGCAGUUGCAGCGGAUGGCACAGCUGCAGCUGCAGCAGCAGCAGCAGCAGCAGCAGCAGGCUUUGCAGGCCCAGCCGUCCCUCCAGCAGCCGAUGCAGCAGCCGCAGCCUCCCCCCUCGCAGGCCCUGCCCCAGCAGCUGCAGCAGCUGCAUCACCCGCAGCACCACCCGCCACCGCAGCCCCAGCAGCCACCUGGCACCCAGAACCAGCCGUCACAGCUCCCACCCCAGCCCCAGCCCCAGCCUUUGGUGUCGCAGGCCCCGGCCCUCGCUGGGCAGAUGCUGUACGCCCAGCAACAGCUAAAACUCGUCCGAGCCCCGAUGGUGGUGCAGCAGCCGCAGGGACAGCCGCAGGGACAGCCAGGGCAGCCGCAGGGCCAGCCGCCGAGCACCGUGCAGCCACCACAGGCCGCCCAGAUGGUGGCCUCUGGGGUCCAGAUGAUCACCACGGCCAUGGCCCAAGGCGGGAUGCAAGUCCGAGCCCGGUUCCCGCCCAGCACCGCUGCACCUGCCGUCCCGUCGAGCUCCGUCCCUGCGGGCACACAGCCCCCGGCUCAGGUCAGCCAGAGCGGCCUCACACUGCUGUCCUCGCCGUCGCCGGGGCAGCAGGCGCAGACCCCGCAGUCGAUGCCGCCGCCCCCGCAGCGUCCCCCGCAGCCGGGCCAGCCCAGCUCGCAGCCCGGCUCCAACGUCAGCUCCGGCCCGGCCCCCUCGCCCGGCAGCUUCCUGCCCAGCCCCUCGCCGCAGCCCUCCCAGAGCCCCGUCACGGCGCGCACCCCACAGAACUUCAGCGUCCCGUCCCCGGGGCCUCUCAACACGCCAGUGAACCCCAGCGCGGGUCCUGAGCCCGGCGGGCCCAGCCAGGCCGAGGAGCAGCAGUACCUGGACAAGCUGAAGCAGCUGUCCAAGUACAUCGAGCCGCUGCGCCGCAUGAUCAACAAGAUCGACAAGAACGAAGACAGGAAAAAGGACCUGAGCAAGAUGAAGAGCCUCCUGGACAUCCUGACGGACCCCUCCAAGCGGUGUCCCCUGAAAACCCUGCAGAAGUGUGAGAUUGCCCUGGAGAAGCUCAAGAAUGACAUGGCAGUGCCCACGCCACCCCCACCCCCAGUGCCGCCCACCAAGCAGCAGCACCUGUUCCAGCCCCUCCUGGACGCCGUCCUGGCCAACAUCCGCUCGCCUGUCUUCAACCACUCCCUGUACCGCACCUUCGUGCCGGCCAUGACCGCCAUCCACGGCCCCCCCAUCACGGCCCCGGCGGUCUGCACCCGGAAGCGCAAGCUGGACGAGGACGAGCGGCAGAGCAUCCCCAGCGUGCUGCAGGGGGAGGUGGCCAGGCUGGACCCCAAGUUCCUGGUGAACCUGGACCCCUCGCGCUGCAGCAACAACGGCACCGUGCACCUUAUCUGCAAGCUGGAUGACAAGGACCUGCCCAGCGUGCCGCCCCUGGAGCUCAGCGUGCCCGCCGACUACCCCGCCCAGAGCCCCCUGUGGAUCGACCGGCAGUGGCAGUACGACGCCAACCCCUUCCUGCGGUCGGUGCACCAGUGCAUGACCUCGCGGCUGCUGCAGCUGCCCGACAAGCACUCGGUCACGGCCCUGCUCAACACCUGGGCGCAGAGCAUCCAGCAGGCCUGCCUGUCGGCCGCGUAGCCACAGUGCACACCUCAUCGCGGACACUUCUAGUGGGUUCUCUGGAGGACCCGGGGUUAGGUUAGCUUUCCUGCUUUUAUCUUCUGCCUUGGGACCCGCGGGACGUUCUCCCGCGCUGCACAGCACUCAGACAGGCGGCUCGUGGGCCGGCCGAGCUGGGAGGGGGCACCGGCCCCUUGGAGGAGAUUCUCCACGCGCCCACCCCGCAGGGCGCCAGACACUAACGCCGCCUGCUGGGAGACCGUCACGCACACGCGGCCGUCUCUGACCCCAGUGCUGAGUCCGGGCGACUCCCCCGGGAACGGGGCCACGUUGCAGGGAGUGCUGGGGUCGGGGUGGGGGGCCUCCGCCUGGGAGGAGCGGCGUGGCCUGGGGGGCUGGGUGUGCCGCCCGCCAGUGGGAGGUGCCCUCACCGCCGUGCAGGACCAAGUGACCACGGGGCUGCCCACCACUGCCUGCUCCAGGACAACCGGGUCCGAGCCUCGGGCCACAGCACCGCCCGCUCUGCCACUGCUGCAGAGAGUGAAGCUCCCAGCAGAUGGGCAGCCCCCUCCCCAUCCCCACCUUUUGUAUGUGCACCGCACGUCACCUGUGGUUCUUAUAAUAAACACCUCAUUCCUG